AUGAGACUCCAUUAUUUAAUAUUGACGUUAUUAUCAUCACUUAUACCAUCAGUUCUUGCAGCUGUUGAUAUCACAUCUCCUGAAGAAGGUGAUCAAUUUUCAGGCUCAUCGGGUGCAGCCAGUGUGCAAAUUGAAUGGAAAGAUGAUGAUUCAGAUGGUGCAUUAUCAUUAGACAACGUAGAAUUUUAUACCUUAACCUUAUGUACUGGUUUAUCAGGAACUAUUCAACCCACUAAAGUAGUAUUAAAAGAACAACAAUUUCCAUCCAAACAAGCAACACUUAGUGUUUCGCAAAAUGAUUAUGCAAAUGGUUAUUAUUUUGUUCAAAUAUAUACCUCAUUUAAAAAUGGGGCAACUACAAUUCAAUAUACACCCAGAUUUAGAUUAACUGGAAUGAGUGGGACUGCUGGGACUUAUGUAGUCACAGUUACUGGUGACUCACCACAAGGACAAACAUCUGGUUAUGAUCCAGCUACAAAUCAAGAUUUUUCAUCAAGUUUUACAGUUCCAUACACUUUGCAAACUGGUAAGACAAGAUUCGCUCCUAUGCAAAUGCAACCAGGUUCAACUGUUACUGCGACUACUUGGUCAAGAAGAUUUCCAACAAGUGCUGUUACUUAUUAUUCCACAAAACAAAAAAGUCCAGUUGUUAUGUCAACUAUUACUCCAGGUUGGAGUUAUACUGCGAGCUCGGAAGUUAAUUGGGCAUCCGUAGCUCCUUAUCCCACAAAUUGGUAUGCUGCUAGUGAAAGGAAAGUAAGUCAUGCUAGCAUCACUGCUACAAAGAAAAAGAAGAGAUGGUUAGAUUAG
Molecule: messenger RNA, 810 nt
Organism: Lodderomyces pseudojiufengensis
Lineage: Eukaryota; Fungi; Ascomycota; Pichiomycetes; Serinales; Debaryomycetaceae
Gene: KRE9
Product: Kre9p
Exons: 1
Coding region: 1-810 (269 amino acids)
Biological process (GO): (1->6)-beta-D-glucan biosynthetic process; fungal-type cell wall organization; cell wall biogenesis
Cellular component (GO): extracellular region
Source: RefSeq, a predicted model, not a curated record